GUUAACUUGGGUUUGGAGAAGGUAUUAGCCCAUUUAUGAAUAAAGAAACACACACAAAAAUGGGCCAGCCCUGUACAAAACCAACGCCAGCCCUAAAACCCUAAUUCAAACAUCCGUUCCGCCUCACAUUCGUCGCUGCAGCAACCUUCACACUGAGCCUGAGGCAAUGGCUCCCAAACAGCCAAAUACUGGCCUUUUUGUGGGAUUGAACAAGGGGCACAUUGUGACCAAGAAGGAGCUAGCUCCUCGACCCUCUGAUCGCAAAGGAAAAACCAGCAAAAGAGUGCAAUUUGUUAGGAGUUUGAUCAGGGAAGUUGCUGGUUUUGCACCUUAUGAGAAGAGGAUCACUGAGCUUCUCAAGGUUGGCAAGGACAAGCGUGCUUUGAAGGUAGCUAAAAGAAAGCUGGGCACGCACAAGAGGGCUAAGAGGAAGCGUGAGGAGAUGUCUAAUGUUCUCCGCAAGAUGAGGGCUGCUGGAGGUGGUGAGAAGAAGAAGUGAGGCAUGUGGUAGGGUUGUCUGCGAUCUCCUCAAUGCUAUUUUAGAUUCUAAGUAGUUGGAGGGAGGCUUUUGUUAUGUUCUGUUCAGAUAGCAUCUUUUAUUUUAAUUUUCUAUAAAUUGUUUUGUUUUAUAUAUGAAUUAAAUUUUAUGGGCCUCUUUCCUGAAUCUCAAUGUGUCUUAGCUUACUAGUUAUCCUAAUAAAAAUUGAAUGUCAAAGUACUAUAUUUUGAUA
Messenger RNA from Populus trichocarpa (black cottonwood), 731 nucleotides. Its product is annotated as 60S ribosomal protein L36-2. Gene Ontology annotation, molecular function: structural constituent of ribosome. The coding region runs from base 167 to 499 and encodes 110 amino acids. Gene Ontology annotation, cellular component: ribosome; cytosolic large ribosomal subunit. Lineage: Eukaryota; Viridiplantae; Streptophyta; Magnoliopsida; Malpighiales; Salicaceae. The transcript is spliced from 4 exons. Gene Ontology annotation, biological process: cytoplasmic translation. The record is from RefSeq and is a predicted model, not a curated record.